Diversispora eburnea is the source of this 489-nucleotide messenger RNA. Lineage: Eukaryota; Fungi; Glomeromycota; Glomeromycetes; Diversisporales; Diversisporaceae. The record is from the annotation of a GenBank genome assembly.
AUGACCGAAGGCGCAUUAAAGACACAUCAACUUGAUUCUAAUAAAUCACCAGUAUCAACAGAUGAACCUUUUUAUACACCUCUAGAAGAGCAACAAUUACAACAAACGCAACGGCAACAGUUAUCAUCAUCAUCAAUAACAUCAUUACCCCAACAAAGGGAAUUACAACAAAAACUUUAUAAUGAUCAAGAAAAAGAAGAAGCAGCAGCAGAAAUAUUUAAUGAAGAAAAUAAUUUCUUAGAUGAAUUAGAUGAGUUAACACUUAAAAAACGAGUAAUGGAAUUAGAAAAAACAAUGGAACAAAUACAAAAAUCAGAUAUAAUAAGACGAAUUAGUGAAAUAGAAAAAGCACUUGAACAAAUUCAAGCGGAAGUUUCAGCUUCACAUGAAAGAAUAGAAGGAUUAAGAAGAGAAUUAAUAGAACGUGAAGAGAAAAUACAAAAAAUGAAAAGAACGAAAAGUGUUUUAACUGAUUUUAAGAGUGCCUAG